Molecule: messenger RNA, 2775 nt
Organism: Octopus bimaculoides (California two-spot octopus)
Lineage: Eukaryota; Metazoa; Mollusca; Cephalopoda; Octopoda; Octopodidae
Product: nucleolin
Molecular function (GO): RNA binding
Source: RefSeq, a predicted model, not a curated record
CCUCUUUUAUUUAGAGACGAGAUAUUUUGAAUAUAUCAAUUUAUUUAUAAGCAGGUUAGAAUUGCAAUAUAAAACCUGAAAUCCAAGCAAAUAGACGGAAUCCACAUGUUUAAGAGUAUUUAUAGAUGGGAGUGCAUCUCUCACAAAGAAAUCGCAGCAAAAAUAACGAUCGGUAAAGCUAGUUUUGAGAAAAUUCAAUUUACCUAAUGGCAAAUACAUAACUAUUUGUUAUAAUUAAAAAUAUCGGUUUUUUUUUUAACCUUAAUAGUUUUCACUGCUUUAUCUGAUUGCUGUUUCAUUGAAAUAGAAAAGGCAUAUCAAUUUUAAACAUGAUCCAGUUGAUAAAUAGGCCAUUGUUGAAGUAAGAAAUGUAUGGUGGUACUACUUGAUCCACGAGUUUGAAUUGAUAAAGAUGACAUAUAAACUUGAAGAUUACCACAUAUAAAUAUAUAUGAUCAAAGGAAAUUAAACAUAAUGCUGCAGAGAUUUAAGAAGUUAAAUCUACUUCUACUUCAUUAUGCAUUAGCUCUAAAGUAUAACAACUUUAUUUUAAAAAAUGAGAUACUUUUAUUGUCCAUCCGUAAAUAUUCAUUAAAAAACAAUUUUAUAGACUUUUUAUCGUCGCGAUUAGUUGGUUGAGAGUUUUUUUUUUUACUAGAUCAAGCAUUUUAGACUUAGAAUUUACAAUAUAAUUUGUAAUAAUGAUUAAUCAUUACAUUAUACUGAUUAAACAAAAACAAGAUCUCGAUUCGGUAAAUUUUCGCAAUUAUGGUGUCGCUUUGGUACGUUCCUUUUUUUCACCCAUGCGGUGAAUUUGGCUGUCGUGGUUCCUUGCGUGUCGGUCGGUAAUGCCAUUGGCUCGAGGGGUACCGAAAUAUAAGCCAUUGGCUGCGAUAUCGUUUUGAUUUGGCCGUGUUUCGAUAAAUGGUUACCGUGCAAAUGAUUCUGAAUGCUGCAAUGGAUUUCCUGGUUUGUGUGCAAGCUGGUGUCAACCUGCAACAACACCCACUAACCAGUAUUGUGAGUCUACGGUGAAGGCUAAGCUGCGCCAUGAAAAGGGGUAUGAGACUCCAAAAAAGUCAGUAAAACCUGUCAAACCUGUAGAACCUGAAGAAUCUUCAGAGGAUUCCUCCUCAGAAUCAGAAGAAAUGGAAGUGGAAGCUCCUGUUAUGAAAACUAAGAAGCUGACAAAAAGCAAAGAAACACUUGCUAAGAAGAAGGCAGAAUCUAGUGACAGUGAGGAGGAAGAAGAAGAAGAAGAAGAAAGCAGUGAGGAUGAAGAAAGUGACAGUGAUGAAGAGGAGGAGGAGGAAGAUGAAGAAGAUGAUGAAGAUGAAGAUGAUGAUGAAGAAGAAGAAAAGGGAAAGGUGAAAAAACCUGUAGCAGCUGCUGAAUCUAGUGACUCUGAUGAAGAGGAUUUUAGUGAAGAAGAAACUAGUGAAGAUGAUACUCCUAAAUCAAAGGCCAUUGGAAAAUCAAAUGCUAAACAGAAAGAUGGGUCAAAAGAGGCCAAGAAGCGUAAAAAGGAAAUGGCUGAUGGUAAAAAUGCCAAAAAAGCUAAAGUUGAUGAACCUGUUACUGUUCUGUGCAGAAAUGUUCCCCAGGAAGUGACCAUUGAGAAGCUUGAGAAAUUUCUUAAGAAGAAGGGAAUUGCAUUUACAUCUGUUCGCAAGCGUAAUGACAGAAUGUUUGCCCACAUUGACUUAGCUAAUCCUGAUGAUCUUGAUACAGUUUUAGCAACGAAAGAUCUUGAAUAUAAAGGGUCCACAUUGGCAUUUGAAAAAGGUAGACCCUUAGGGGCAUCAAAGCCAGAAAGGACUAAGGAGGACGAUUCAAAAUCCCUGUUUGUGAAGAAUUUGUCCUUUGAUGAUUCAGAAGAUAGUAUCAGGAGCAAUCUGUCGGAGAUAUUCCCUGGUGCACAAAAUGUUAGACUUCCAUUCAGGGGAAAUACACAUAGAGGGUUUGCCUACAUUGAGUUUAGUAGUGCUGAAGAAGUAAAGGAUGCUGUUGAAAAUAAACAAGGGGUUGCGUGUGGGGACCAAAAAUUGUUCUUGGAUUACGCAAGUGGUUCUUCAAAAAAAAGAAGAGGUGGCUUUAGAGAUGAUCAACCUGAAGAAUCCAGUGUGCUGUUAGUUAGAAAUCUAUCCUAUGAUUCAACAGAGGAUUCUUUGCGAUCAUGUUUCAAAGAUGCUACUGAUGUACGAAUACCAAUAUUUUCAGAUACUGGAAAGCCAAAAGGAAUUGCUUUUGUGGAAUUUGAAUCUACAUCAAAAGCUAAAAAUGCUUUAAACAAACAUGAUGACACUAACAUUGAUGGCAGAAAUGUUCGAUGUUACUUUGCUAGAAGCAGAGGUGAAGGUGAUGGAAGAAGUGGAGGUUAUAGUGGUGGACGUCGUGGUGGUGGCAGUGGUGGUUUUGGCAGACGUGGUGGUGGUGGUGGUGGCAAACGUUAUGGUGGUGGUGGAGGACAAAGUAGCUUUGGAGGAACAGGGAAGAAAAAGACCUUCAGUGAUAGCGACUGAUGGUAUUUAGCAACAUGGCAGUGAAAGCUGUAUUUAGCAGCAUGGAAGUGAGAGCUGUGGCUUUUGUAGCUAUUGAGUGAUAGAUGGUCAUUUCACCUUAUUUUAUGAAUUCAAUCACAAACAUCUAAUGACAACAAUAAAGUCAUUUUAAAUUCUGUUUUGAACAUAUGUGAUUUCAUUUGUACAUAAUCAUGAGUUUUUUCACCAUUGAUAUUGUAUGUAAAUUUAAUCUGAUUAAAAUAUUCAAAAUAUU